AUGAGUGAUGUGUGCGUGGUAGUGCAUCCAUUGGUGCUGCUCUCUGCAGUUGAUCAUUACAAGAGGAAGGGAACCAAGAGGGUGGCGGGGAUCCUGCUGGGAAGCGAUGAGGAUGGAAUUCACAUUACGGAGAGUUUUGCAUGUAUUUUUGAGGAGGAUGAGACAGGAUGGUUUAUUGAUACGUCGUACAUAAUGAGUAUGUUUGAUUUGUUCCACAAGGUGAAUCACAAGCUGAAGAUUGUUGGAUGGUAUCACACGGGGCCGAAGAUGUAUGGAAAUGACCUUGAGAUAUCGAGAUCACUGACGAGGUUUGCAUCUGAUCCGUUUCUUGCGAUUAUCAAUGUGCAUCAGGGAGGAAGUGAUCUGCCUGUGCAAGCAUUUAGGCUGGAUGACCAAGAAGAUUUUAUGCAUGUGAAUUGCAGUAUAGAAGCCGAGGAGGCUGAGGAGAUUGGUGUUGAGCAUCUUAUUCGGGACAUUCGAGAGGAGGCGAGUGGAUCAGCAGCUGCAAAGAUUGCGGAAAUAAAAGAGUCUCUUGUGGUGUAUGGAGAGGUGCUCGAUGGGAUAGUCCAGUGUCUUGAGGAUUUUGUCGAGGGGAAAAUCUGCAUAAGUCAAGAGAUUGUUGACCUCUGCCAAGAGAUUGUUUAUGCAGCGCCCAGGCUCGACAGGUCGCUUGAUGAGAGUCUUUCCUACUUCUAUGUCUCUGAGCUUGCAAAGGUGGUGGUUGCGCUGAAAGACCUGAGAAGAAACAGGGUUGAGAAUGGAAUCAGGAUGAAUGGGCCGUAA
This is a messenger RNA of Ordospora pajunii, 783 nucleotides long. Its product is annotated as JAB1/Mov34/MPN/PAD-1ubiquitin protease. Gene Ontology annotation, molecular function: metallopeptidase activity; protein binding. Gene Ontology annotation, cellular component: proteasome complex. Gene Ontology annotation, biological process: proteasome-mediated ubiquitin-dependent protein catabolic process. The record is from RefSeq and is a predicted model, not a curated record. The transcript has a single exon. Bases 1 to 783 code for a protein of 260 amino acids. NCBI's taxonomy places the organism in Eukaryota, Fungi, Microsporidia, Ordosporidae.